Lodderomyces jiufengensis is the source of this 636-nucleotide messenger RNA. RefSeq names its product Nop6p (gene NOP6). NCBI's taxonomy places the organism in Eukaryota, Fungi, Ascomycota, Pichiomycetes, Serinales, Debaryomycetaceae. The transcript has a single exon. Gene Ontology annotation, molecular function: RNA binding. The record is from RefSeq and is a predicted model, not a curated record. The coding region runs from base 1 to 636 and encodes 211 amino acids.
AUGUCAGAUUCAAAAAAAUUAUCUAAAAAAGAAAAAAAAGCUCAACAAUUCCGUAAGACUAAAGAUGAAAGAGAUGCAGAUAAAAUAGAGAAAGAAAUAAACAAAAAGAGAAAACGAGAGGAAGAUGAAGAGAAAGAAAUACAGAAACAAGAUGAAUCAAUUGAAGAACAACCAAAGAAAAAAAGAAAAACAAGAAGAGGUAAAAAAGGUAAAGGAGUAAAUGAGGGAAAGGGACCAAGAUUCAUAUUAUUUGUAGGAAAUUUACCAUAUGAUAUAAAUCAAUCAGAACUAAUUGCACAUUUUCAAAAUAGUUCACCUAAUAGAAUAAGAAUUAGACAAGAUAAAGGUAUAGCAUUUUUAGAAUUUGAUAAUGAUACUCAAGAAAUUCAAAGAAAAAUGGAAUUAGCAUUAAGAAUGAAUCAUACAGAAUUAAGAAAUAGGAAAAUUAAUGUUGAAUUAACUGUUGGUGGUGGUGGAAAUUCAGAAACUAGAAAAUUAAAAUUAAAAGAGAAAAAUGAAAAACAAGAGGAAAGACAGAAGAAAAGAAUUGAUGAUGAGAGGAAGAAAAAGGGUAAAUCUGCUACUUCUAAAGAUCUUGGUGGGGUUCAUCCUUCAAGAGCUGCAUUAAUUCAAUAA